AAUAACAGUCAGUCAGAAUAAACAUAUGAUGGCGGAGCAACGUGAGGAAGGUGCAGAAGUGCGAUCGUUAGUUCCUAAAAAGGGGUCAUACUCAGUUGUCUGGAACUAUUUCGGUUUCGAGGAAUGUGAUGUUGAUCAGGUACGAGUCUUGUGCAAACUUUGCUCCUGUUCCGUCCAAACGUCCCAAGGUAACACAACAAACCUCAUCAACCACCUUAAAAGCCACCACAAAGUACACUAUCAAGAAUUUCAAUGACUGAAGGCACAAACAGCAACAACAAAAAAUUACCAGCCAUCCACAACACAGACAACAAUAUCAGGGACAUUGUUCAACGCAAUACCAUAUCUGCCUAGCUCGCAAAGACACCGGGAAAUAACAGAGGCGAUCACAUACCAUAUAGCCAAGGAUAUGUGUCCAAUAACCACCGUGAGCAGUGAGGGGUUUAAAAAAAUGAUCGCAACACUUGAUAAAAGAUAUAGCAUUCCCUCACGCAACCAUUUUUCCAAUGUUGCGCUGCCCUCGCUGUAUGCGAAAUGCCGAAAAGAAAUAGAAAGAGAAAUUCUCAGGCUCAGCCUUGAAUAUUUUGCUGCCACGACCAACUUAUGGUCAAGCAGAACUGCGGAACCGUAUUUGAGCUUGACAGUUCAUUUUAUUGACAGCGAGUUUGAGAUGAAAAGCAAGCUUUUGCAAACUUCGUUUUUCCCACAAGACCAUACAGCGGAGUUUAUUGCAGUGGGCCUCAAAGAAGCAAUGUCCGCUUGGGGCUUGGUGGAAGAAAGACUUGUGUGCAUCACAACGGACAACGCAGCUAAUAUGAUUAGGGCAGCAUCUGUGAAUAACUGGCCGAGGCUACACUGCUUUGGUCACAGACUUCAUUUAGCCAUCGAGAAUGCCAUGAAGGAUCCAAGAAUUGACCGGGCUGUGGGGCUCUGUAAAAAGUUGGUGAGCUCCUUCUCUUACAGCUGGAAGCGUAAGAGAGAGUUUUUAGCUGCACAAAAGGAGAUGAAACUCCCAGAGCACUCACUGAAAACAGAGUGUCCAACAAGGUGGGGAUCACGUCAGGCCAUGAUAGAGAGAAUCAUCGAGCAGCAAAAGGCCAUUGCACAUGUCCUGUCCUCUGACAAGAAGUCUCGUCAUCUUAUCCCAACAUGGCAGGACAUGGAUGUACUAGAGGCAAUCAACAAAUCCUUGCACCCUCUAGUUAAUUUUAGAGAUGCACUGUCUGGCGAGAAGUACGUCAGCGUGUCAUUUGUUAAGCCAGUUCUUCAUCUUUUCAACGUAUCAAUCUUGAAAGUUAAGGAUGAUGAUACUGACCUGUCAAGAGCAAUCAAGUCUAAAAUUUUGGAGUACCUAAACGAAAAAUAUAGUGACCCAGACAUCCAAGCUCUAUUGGACAUGGCAUCUACGGUGGAUCCACGAUUUAAGAUGAGAUACACGGCUGAGGACAACAAAACAACAAUUCAAUCCAGACUCAUAGCUGAGAUGCAGACUUUGGCAAUGAUGGUGCCACCCCAAGAAACAGCACAAGAGACCAGCGAGGAGGAUGCUGAAGCUGGAUGUGCCCCAAAGAAAAAGAUGACUUUAGGAAGCUACUUUAAAACUGCUGAACAAGCCUUGCCACCUAACAACCAGAAAUCCAGUGUAGCCUGUGAGCUGGAAUCUUACUUGCAGUCAAGCUACCUGGAUAGUGAGGGGGACCCAUUAAAAUGGUGGAAAGAACAUGAAAAGAUCUACCCAAGGCUUUCAAAAGUGGCAAAAAAAUACUUGUGCAUACCAGCCACAAGCUCUCCUUCAGAGAGGGCUUUUAGUUCCGGUGGAAAUGUAGUUACUUGCUUGCGGUCUUCCCUAAAGCCCGAACAAGUUGACAGGCUUGUGUUCUUAGCCAAAAAUCUGUAACAUGUUGUAAAAAUUUUUUAUUCUUAUUUGAUUUUAUUACAAGUUGAUGUAAAAGAGGCAGUUUAAUUUUAUUUAUUUACCACAGCUAAGAAAAAUUCUCCAUUCUAAACAUGUUCGGUUUGUUUAUUUUUCUUUAUUUGUGGCUGUAAAGUGCAAUAAGAAUACACAAGUGAAUAAAAGUUCAUUACCAAAGGAAUAAUCGUCAUUAUUAAUCGUGAUAAAAAUUUUGAGCAAAAUAAUCGUGAUAAUCAUUUUUUCUGUUAUCGUGCAGCC
Erpetoichthys calabaricus (reedfish) is the source of this 2170-nucleotide messenger RNA. Its product is annotated as E3 SUMO-protein ligase ZBED1-like. Gene Ontology annotation, molecular function: protein dimerization activity. Bases 410 to 1897 code for a protein of 495 amino acids. NCBI's taxonomy places the organism in Eukaryota, Metazoa, Chordata, Cladistia, Polypteriformes, Polypteridae. The record is from RefSeq and is a predicted model, not a curated record. The transcript has 3 exons.